Cadophora gregata is the source of this 1056-nucleotide messenger RNA. RefSeq lists its product as uncharacterized. Gene Ontology annotation, molecular function: glucosidase activity. Lineage: Eukaryota; Fungi; Ascomycota; Leotiomycetes; Helotiales; Ploettnerulaceae. Gene Ontology annotation, biological process: pectin catabolic process. The transcript is spliced from 2 exons. The coding region runs from base 1 to 1056 and encodes 351 amino acids. The record is from RefSeq and is a predicted model, not a curated record.
AUGCUCACGAUGCGUCCUGUUUACCUUCUUGCAGCUUUUCUCGCAGGGGUGCAGGCGUCCUUGACAUUCAAAGGUGUCGAUUGGUCUUCUCUUCUGAUCGAAGAAGCUGCUGGUUACACGUACAAGACCACAGCUGGAAACACCGCACCCCUCGAGACAAUUCUGGUGGCAAGUGGCGUCAAUACUGUCCGACAAAGAUUAUGGGUCAAUCCAUCAAACGGUAACUAUAACUUGGAUUACAAUCUCAGGCUAGCAAGACGUGCGAAAGCUGCUGGUCUGAAUAUUUACCUCGACAUAUUCUUUAGCGACACUUGGGCUGAUCCAGCCAACCAAAAAAUACCUUCGGGAUGGCCAACUGCUGUCGGUGACCUCGCGUGGAAAGCAUACAACUACACUCUUGAUGUGUCAAACGCGUUCGCUUCAGCAGGUAUCCCAUUAUCAAUUAUCUCGAUCGGAAAUGAAAUCACUGGUGGUGUUCUCUUCCCUACCGGUUCAACAUCAUCAUUCUAUAACUUAGCAACUAUACUGCACUCAGCAUCUUCUGGAAUCAAAUAUUCGAAUCUCGCCACGAAGCCCAAGAUCAUGAUCCAUCUGGACAACGGCUGGAAAUGGGAUACCCAACAAUGGUGGUAUCAGAAUGUCUUAGCAGCCGGUCCACUUCUCACCUCCGACUUCGACAUGAUGGGCGUAUCCUACUACCCUUUCUACAACCCAUCAGCCACUCUCGCCAAUCUCAGAAGUACUCUGACAAACAUGGCAUCGAAAUGGAAAAAGUCCAUCGUGGUGGCAGAAACCAACUGGCCGGUCACCUGCACAUCACCACAAUAUGCUUUCCCUUCUGACACUACUUCGAUCCCAAAAAGCGCUGAUGGGCAGAGGACAUGGAUGAAAGAUGUUGCAGCUAUCGUGGCAGGAGUCAGUGGAGGCAGUGGGCUGUUUUAUUGGGAACCAGCGUGGAUCCAGAAUGCUGGCCUUGGGAGCAGCUGUUGGGAUAAUCUGAUGGUGGAUCAAAAUGGAGCGGCGAGGUCGAGCUUGGGGGUGUUUGCUUCCAUCUGA